Molecule: messenger RNA, 6321 nt
Organism: Poecilia reticulata (guppy)
Lineage: Eukaryota; Metazoa; Chordata; Actinopteri; Cyprinodontiformes; Poeciliidae
Product: insulin receptor substrate 2-like
Biological process (GO): insulin receptor signaling pathway
Cellular component (GO): plasma membrane; cytosol
Molecular function (GO): phosphatidylinositol 3-kinase binding; insulin receptor binding
Source: RefSeq, a predicted model, not a curated record
CGUCACAUGUUGUUUUUCUCCAGCAUCAGAGCAGUCACUGGUCUACGCGCACUGCUCUGUUGUUUUUACCGCAGCGGGCUUUCUUGUCCGCUGUGGAAUAUAGUAAACGGGUAACCUUUUGCGGUCUUUUCUUUUUACUGUGAGCGUUUUUUACUCUUAUUCCGAAGAAAUGGCAAGUCCUCCGGCGACGGGAGGACACCUGUUAUCUAAUGGGACGAAUGACGUGAAGAAGUGCGGCUACCUGAGGAAGCAGAAACACGGACACAGGCGUUUUUUUGUGCUCCGGGAGUCCAUGGAGCGCUGUCCCGCAAGGCUGGAGUAUUAUGAAAGCGAGAAGAAAUGGAGAAAUAAGUCCGCAGCCAAACGCGUCAUAACUUUGGACUCCUGUCUGUGCGUAAACAAACGCGCCGAUGCCAAACACAAGCACCUCAUCGCCCUCUACACCAAGGACGAAUACUUUGCUGUGGCUGCAGAAAACGAGCAGGAGCAGGAGAGCUGGUACACCGUUCUGUCUGAUUUAAUAGCAGAGAGCAAAGUGUUUGACAGCCCUGCUUCCACAUCCUCUUUAGUGGGGUUUGAGGAGACCACUUACGGACAGCUUACCCCUGCAACAGCUACCUACAAGGAGGUGUGGCAGGUCAACUUGAAAUCCAGAGGCUUGGGUCAGAUCAAAAACCUCACUGGAGUCUACAGGCUGUGUUUAUCCAACCGAAACAUCAGCUUCGUCAAGCUGAACUCUGAGACACCAGCUGUCAACCUCCAACUCAUGAACAUCAGAAGAUGUGGCCACUCCGACAGCUUCUUCUUCAUAGAGGUGGGCAGAUCAGCAGUAACCGGGCCAGGGGAGUUCUGGAUGCAAGCAGAGGAUUCAGUGGUAGCGCAGAAUAUCCAUGAGACCAUCCUGGAGGCAAUGAAGGCGAUGAAGGAGCUCUCUGAAUUCAGGCCGAGGAGCAAAAGCCAGUCAGCCAGCACCAACCCCAUCUCUGUGCCCACCCGACGCAACCUCAACAACCUCCCCCCAAGUCAGACCGGCCUGGUGAGGAGAUCCAGAACCGACAGCAUGGCUGCCACAUCCCCAGGGAGGAAGUUCACCUCCUGUCGGAUAAGGACGGCCAGUGAGGGAGAUGGAAGCGUAACCCGGCCAGUGUCCAUGUCCAUACCAGUGGGUGAGAGUCCCACCAGUCCCAAUUCUGGAUAUCAUCUCAUGAGGUCCCACACCCUUAGCAAUGGGCGCACCUGCAGGAUACUGGAGUCUGCAUCCAAUCUCCAUCACAGUCGUUCAAUGCCAAUGUCCAACUCUCCUCCUGCCGCCUCCAGCCCAAUCAGCUCAUCUCCCAGGGGAGGAACAAGGGUCUCCACUCCAGACAAAGCCAGACGUCCUUUCAGCUGCAGCGCCUCCAUAUCUGGCUCCCUCAGCGAUACUGGCUUCCUUCUCUGUGAUGAUUUCAGCUCCAGCCCAGGUGAACACAAAUUUCUCACUCUGACUCGCAGUGACACUCCUGACUCCCUGUCCAGCACACCUCCAUCCCGUGACCUGAGCGACCCCUGCGGCUACAUGCUAAUGGAGGGGGCUAACGGCAGCAGGUCCAGCUGUGGGAUCGAGAGUCAGAAUUGUGACAAGGCAUACAGGAAGCGAACACACUCCCUCACCACACCACGCCAACAGAAGGUGGUGACUCCAUUGUCCUCUGCUUCCUUGGAUGAGUACACUCUAAUGAGGAUGGCCCAUGGGCAAAACUCUCACUCUGCUUCACCCAAAGUAUGCUAUCCUGAGGAUUAUGGGGACAUUGAAAUUGGUUCAUCCAGGAGCUCCAGUAGCAACCUUGGCGAUGAUGGUUACAUGCCCAUGACGCCAGGUGUAGCACCUCAGUCUGGCAAGACGGAUAACUAUGUACCCAUGAGCCCCAUGUGUGUCUCAGCACCAAAGCAGAUUGUCAACCCCAGGGUGCAUCCCCAGGCAGCUACCAAUGGCUACAAGGCCAACUCUCCCUGUAGCAGCUCUCUGGAAGACAGCGGAUACAUGAGAAUGUGGUGCGGCUCCAAAUCCUCCAUGGACAGCCCUGACAGACACGGUGAAUACAUGAACAUGUCACCUGGAAACCCACCCCCUCUGCAGACCCCUCCUGAUUACUACUUAAGCCCUCUCGCUGGGGAACCAGCGUCAAUUAAGCCGGCUUACCAGAUGGGCUCCCUCACACUGCCUGCAAAACUUCAGUCAUCCAAGAAUGAAGACAGUGGCCAGUAUGUGUUAAUGAGCCCACAGAGUUCAAGGCAGAAGACUGGGGAGUCAGACUAUUAUUCAGUAAUGCAACCGUGUGCAGUUCAAACAUCACCGCUGAGCCCCUCAGUCCCCUCCCCAGUCAGGCAUCAUCGAGCAGAGAAUCUGUCCUACAGAGGGAGGAUGGGGAGACCUAACAGGCUGUCUCUGGACACCCUGAGGACCCUUCCCAGCAUGAAUGAGCAUCCCCUGCCCUUAGAGCCCCGCAGCCCCGGCGAGUACAUCAACAUCGACUUCAGCAGCAACAGAUCGUCCCCACCGUCCACCGUAUCCACAGAGAGCCAGUCUUCAUCUUUGGGGUCCAGCGGCGGGGGCCAGGGGCGGUCAUCUCUGUCAGACUACAUGAACCUGGAGCUGGGCUCACACUCGCCCAAGGGGGCUGACACUCCAGCUGAGCGACUGGAUACCCUGCCUGAGCUGUCCUCAUGCCCCUGCUCAGAGGACGAUGUUGUGUACCAUGUAGAGUGUGAGAAAAGCUCCCGAAGCUUUGUCGAUGAGGUGAAAAAUGACUAUACUGAGAUGACAUUCGCAAUGACUAGCUCACCCCCACAGCUUGUUCCUCAGAACUCAAGCAGCCAGAGCUGCAGGGAGAAGAGGCUAUCUCUUGAUGACCAAGGUGUUCCUGAACGGAUUGGGGUCUUCCUGCUUGGAGCAGCAACUUCCUCAACCGUGGACCCAGACCGCUCUGCCAAGGUCAUCCGGGCCAAUCCACAAGGGCGAAGGCGCCACAGUUCAGAAACCUUCUCCUCCACGGCCACAGUGACGCCGGUCUUUCCCUCAUUUGCACGCGGCGACGCUGUGAAAAGGCCGAGCUCGGUGGAGAACAUCUCGUCCCGCAGCAGUGAGGGUUCCGACGAGGAGUAUGGCAGUCCCGUGACCCGCCACAGCUCGACCGGCUACUCUAACGGACUGAACUACAUCGCCUUGAACCUACUAGAAAACAGGGAUGUGGAGAAAUGUGGAAACCUGGUUGGCUUUAAACCCACCAGCAGCUGCAAAGGGGGCAUCAAUGGAUUACACAACACACCUUACGUCUGUUUGGGGUUCAAGGAGACUGCAACCACUGCCAAAGACUGAAGGACUUCGUUUGUCCUCGUCUUUGGCGUCUUGACCUGCUGCUCGAAACAAAAACAAGCAAGAAAAAGAAGAGAAGAAAAAACAACAGACUUUUUUGUUUUGUUUUUGCCCCUUCGUCGGGCUCUGUGACCCGAAAAGACUGUGUGGGACCCAUCAGCAUCAUAAGCCACCUGCUUGCACACACACCCUGAAAAAAGCAGGUCACCGUCUAUGCAUGCAGUGUAUCGCUGAAGGCAGUACAGGUGUGUGCGUGCGAGAGAGAGAGAGUGUAUGUCGGAUGUGUGUUGGUACGUCUCGUGUUUCCUGCACUUUGAGAGGCCAUUUCUCCUGUGACCUAAAUUUUGGCACAAGCACAGAAGUAAAGAUAGUCAGACAAUAACAAGGCUCUAAUGGUACCAAGGUACCGUUUAUUUACUUGAGGGUAGAUUUAGUGUGCAAGUGUUUGUUUCUGAAAACCGUCAAACCUGCUGCACUCUGCAGGGAUGGAAUACCAAGGUACACUGAGUACAUAAAACAAGAAAAAAUAAAUAUAUAUAAGUAUAUAUAUAUAGUAGUACACAUUAGAUGUUUUAUUUAUUUUUUGGAUGAUGAAUGUUUGAUAAGACCUACCCGAUGCCUUAAUGUGUAUACUGUCCUUAUGUUUUCUAUGAAAUAAGAGAUAAAUAUUCUAUUGGGGUAUAUUUGUUUAGACCUACAUCUCUAUAUUGUUAUUAUCUUGUGGAAAGCAAAAUGCAUAGCUUACCAUUAAAUAUAUAUUAUUUCUGAAAUGUACAGAACCAGUUUGGCUGCUUGAGAGCUGAUUAAAGUAUUUUCUUAACGGAUAAUUUCACCCAUUUUAUGUUUCUUGUCCGAACAUAUUGGACUAGUAAAAAUAUAUUUCUAAAUGUUUAUGCAUGUCUUUUCGUGACUUAGCUGAAAUCCUAAAAUAAUAAUAAUAACACCAGGCACUGUUCCUCAGUCACUUGAGCCUGAAAACCUCACACACUCCUACCUUCAAACCAAAGGCUUGUUGUUCGGGUCGACGCAGGCCUUCCUGCUGUGAUAUCACUGACUGUACAACUGUAACGCUGAGACGAUAACGGAGGGGUAGAGCCAACGCAAACUCAACAUUACGAAAGAUUGGAGGCACAGUUGAGGCGGCUUAACCUAAAAGUAUUGAAGGAAAAAGUUAAACAGUAGCACCAUCAUGGAGGCUCGUGGCAAGAGAAAACUUUACUAUUUAACGACUUUAAAUGUGUAAAAACUGAUGAUGCCUAGCUAAUGCGUGCUGGUCAUCUCCAGUAAUGCAUCACUUCGUACCCACAUCAGGGAUGUUCAGGAAAUACUUUAACAACUGAUGACUUAAAGAUAAUUCAUUGUAACUGCUAGUAAUCUACAAUAAGGAAACUUGAUUAUAUUAUUUCUGUAAAUUACAUGUACAACUAGCAGGUCAGUGAUUGUUUUUUUCGUUUGAUGGCCAGAACCACAAUCAAUGGAAACUGGGAGAAAAUUGACAUAAAUCACUGAAGUAUUUUUAAUCGUAGUACAAAUGGAAGGAGGCGGUUUGACUUAGCCUUUGCUAAUAUUACCAACUUUUAGCUAGUCGCUAUCAAAAAAUAUUAAAAAUAUGAAACAGCUUUUUUUGCUGGUAAGAAAUGAAAGGAAAUGGCAACUUGCGUACGAAAUUGGGUACGAAUUGGUGGAUUACCUUGAGCCUUUGCUAACAUUAUCAACUGUUGGCUAACAAAACUCUUGACUGUAAUGAAAUUAGCUUAAUAUUUUCUUGCUUCUAAACUAUCAAAUAGUUUAAAAAUAUAUCUAAAGUGAAAACUUUGAGCAUAUGGAUGAAUGCUAACAUGUAGCAUAAAUCAAACUGCCUCAGUAUACUGCUGUACAUCCAUCACAGCUUUGCUAGCAAUAGCUAACGUUAGCUGCUGUAAGCUACUAGGUUGUACUAGUAAAUGUGAAAACUGUCUUUAAUUGAGUGCCGUAUUACAUUGCUCCAUUUUCAUCCAGUCAAAGAAAAAUUCAUUAUUUCUCCAGUUUUGAAUUAAAAUUCAACAAAUAAUGGCAGGAAGUCAAAUUAGCAAUCCUCCAGAAAUGGUUGCUACGGUAUUUGAAAACAGUUUUUAUCGCCGUCUAUUAUGACUGCUGUCUUUUUGAACUCUUCUGUGCCGACACCAACUGGCUUCAAACCCCUUAGAUGUACAGUAGAUUGUAAAACUUUUACAUGUCUGAAUGUAUCGCUGAUUUUUGCGGGACCACCGCACAUUUUAAAUGGUUUUGAAAGUGUUAAAUAACAUUGGAGCUGUACCAAUCUAACUUAUGGUAUCUAUUUAUCUUUAGAGUUUGUACAUAUAAUGUGUAAAAAGAAAAGAGUUUACCUAAAAUAUUGUAUUCUUAGAUUUGACCUAUAGGUUGCAAUGCUAUUCCUGUGUAAAGACUUUGGCUACAGAUUUUUAAAAUGGGAGGGUUUGUUUUCUGUCUGUACAGUGUAUUGUAUGCUUUUCUCCCUCACAGUCUGAUUAUAUAAAACAAAAAAAACUUGGUUUAUUUUAUUAUAGAGAUCUAUUUGCCUUGUUGACACACUUUACCUAAUGGCAUAUGCAAUAUUAACAUGAAUCAAAAAUAGUUUACAACUAUGGAACCAAAUGUAACAUUGCAUUGAUCCUUUUUUUUCCAUUAAACUGGAGCUCUUUUGCUCCUUUUAUAUAUAUUUUUUUCUUUCUGCCAAGUGUUUUUCAUUGCUGGGAAUUUUGUUGUUGACGUGUCUGGAAGCGUUUUUCCCAUUUCUGUGUCUGAGCGGAUCGUUCUUUACUUGGAUUGACUCAGUCUGAAUGUGUUGUCUUCCAUUGUACAUAAUUCUGCUGUUUAUUGUGAUGCUCACAAGAGAUAAAUAUGAUUUAUAAAUUCUGGUAGUCAAGUAUUGCUUUUGUCUGUAUUAAUUAUGGAUAGCAUAAAUAAAUAAAUUAUUUAAAGAGUCACAA